AUGGCAGAACCUUAUAAAUCACGUGUACAUCAAUUGUUACAAGGCGGUAUUCGAUCAACGAAGAAUUACUUAUCUGAACGUGUGGAUGCACGUUCAAUCGUUGAGCAAGCACAACGGAAUGUAAGAGAUUUCGCUCGUAAAGCUGAACAGCGGUUGCAGGAAGCGACAGGUCGAAAAGAACAGCAAGAUAAAAACAUGGGAAAUUGUGUUUAUUCUGAUCGUGCAACACCGUCGACCAAAAUUCAACAAACUCCGGGAUCUAAUAUCAUGCACAACCGUAAUCUACGUUCACCUUCAGCAAACUCCUCUGUUCUAUUGCCAAUCGUUAUUCAACAACCUACUGUGUCACCACCCGGUUCACCUCUUUCGACACCAAUCACAUCGACACGUCAUAAAUCAAAUUCGAAUCACCUCGCCAUCCGGACGCCAUCCUCCUCUGGUGUUUCAAGUGCAUCGUCAUCUACAACUUCAGCAGUCAUUUCUCGAUCAACUAAUGACAGUGGUCGUUUUCAAUAUGUUACAAUAUUUGAUUACGACGCACGAACAACGGAUGAUUUAACUAUACGAAAAAGUGAUUUACUCGAAAUACUUUAUCGAAAAGAUGCAAGUUGGUGGAUGGCGAGAAAUGAACAUGGACAGGAAGGUUGGAUACCAUCAAAUCAUGUUGCUAAACGAGAUAGUUUAGAAUCAGAACCAUGGUAUUUCAAAUCCAUACGUCGUAUUGAUGCGGAAAAACAACUGAUGUCUGAUGUUAAUAGCCAUGGAAGUUUUCUUAUUCGCGACAGUGAAACGAGACGCACGGAUUUUUCACUGUCAGUGCGAGAUUAUGAUUCGAUCAAACACUAUCGAAUUAUACAAGGAGGAGAUCGACAGUUAUACAUCGCACGUCGCAUAACGUUCAAAUCAUUAUCUGAUCUUGUUGCACACUAUUCCCAAAUUCCAGACGGCCUAUGUGUUAAUCUAAGAAAGCCUUGUGUACAUAUCGUCAAACCUGAACCAGAUGGUUUAUCACAUAAUCUCGUUGAUAAAUGGGAAAUAGAUCGUAAUGAUUUGAAAACGAUUCGCCGCCUUGGUAAUGGACAAUUUGGUGACGUUUGGGAAGGUCUAUGGAAUAAUCGAAUGCCCGUCGCAAUCAAAACCUUAAAACCAGGUUCGAUGAACCCAACAGAUUUUCUUGCCGAAGCUCAAAUAAUGAAACAACUUAAACAUCCAAAUUUAAUUCAACUGUACGCUGUAUGUACUUUGAAAGAACCGAUCUAUAUAGUAACCGAAUUAAUGCGAAACGGAAGUCUGUUGGAAUAUCUACAAAGUCCACAUGGACGACAGUUGAAAAUAUCAGUAUUAAUCUAUAUCGCCACACAAAUCGCACGCGGAAUGGCGUAUCUAGAACAACAAAACUACAUUCAUCGAGAUCUUGCUGCUCGAAACGUGCUCGUCGGUGAGAAUAAUACAGUGAAAAUAGCUGAUUUCGGUCUAGCAAGAAUCAUUAAAGAAUAUACCGGAGGUAUGUACGAAGCAAAAGAAGGCACAAAAUUCCCUAUUAAAUGGACUGCGCCCGAAGCAGCACUUUACAAUCGAUUUACCAUCAAGAGCGAUGUAUGGUCAUAUGGAAUUUUAUUGACCGAAUUAGUUACAUAUGGCCGUACACCAUAUCCGGGUAUGACCAAUGCUGAAGUACUUCGGCAAGUUGAACACGGUUAUCGAUUGCCUCAACCACCAAACUGUCCCGCAUCACUCUAUGCAAUAAUGCACGAAUGUUGGGAUGCUCAACCGGAACAUCGACCAUCAUUUCUUGCGUUGCAAUAUCGUCUAGAAAAUGAGUACUCAGGCGAGAAUCCGGAAUUUAGCAAUUAG
Messenger RNA from Adineta ricciae, 1854 nucleotides. Lineage: Eukaryota; Metazoa; Rotifera; Eurotatoria; Adinetida; Adinetidae. The record is from the annotation of a GenBank genome assembly.